Molecule: messenger RNA, 2119 nt
Organism: Drosophila obscura
Lineage: Eukaryota; Metazoa; Arthropoda; Insecta; Diptera; Drosophilidae
Gene: SmydA-3
Product: SET domain-containing protein SmydA-8
Exons: 5
Coding region: 285-1805 (506 amino acids)
Source: RefSeq, a predicted model, not a curated record
CAGCACAGUCUGUUGUCGUAGAGUAGAUCAGAAGGCAACGAUUCAGUGCACGCCACAGUGUUCCAAGUCCAAUGUAAAAGGAAACAUACUUGGAAUCUGAAAUUUAAGGCGCACCUUUACUCACAUGUGUACAUAUGUAUGCAUACAUACAUUUCGAUUUUAUGGAAGACCUCCACUCCUCUUGCACGUUUGUACCACUGUUCCCGUGAAACGUUAAUGUUUCUGCUUUGGCAGGGUAAGACAUUUCGCGUUCUUAAUAGCAGAUGGAAUAGUCAGUCAGAGGAAUGACAUCACCGAUAUCGCGCCCAGUAAAUCGCACAUCAGUGCAGUGGAGUGCGGUAUGUGGGCGCUACCUGGUUGCCCAAGAGGCGACGGUAGCCCGCAGUCUUCUCAUAGAGGAACUACCCUUUGCCAUAGGCCCCAAGUGCAAUGGACCGGUGGUCUGCCUCGGUUGCUGUCGCCCCGCAGCCGAUGUGGAGGAACACUGCGUCCUAUGCGGCUGGCCGCUGUGCGAGGAGUGCUCGGUGAAAGAGGGAAACCCACAUGUCCAGCUGGAGUGUCCCGAAUUCCAAGAGUCGAGAGCACUCUUCUACAGACUUCCCUCGGGGAGUACCUACUGCCCACAACUGGACUGUAUUAUGCCGCUCAGAGUGUUGCUGGCGAAGGAGGCCAAUCCCAAACGCUGGGAGAACGAGGUGGCGCCCAUGGAGCACCACGAGUCGGAACGUCGCCAUAACGAUGAUGUUUGGCAUGCUGACCUCGUGAAUAUAGCUCAGUAUCUGCGUGGCCCCUGUAAGCUGGCCUCGCGUUUCAGCGAGGAACUGAUCAUGCAGGUGGUCGGUAUGCUGGAGGUGAACGCGUUUGAGGCCAGAACCGCGCGGGGAUAUCCCCUGAGAUGCCUUUAUCCAUACACCGGCAUUUUGGCUCACAGCUGUGUGCCCAACACCGCCAGGAGCAUCUAUCCCAGCGAGGGUUACAAGAUCCGCUUGCGUGCCAUGGUAGACCUGGAGGAUGGACAACCGUUGCAUCAUAGUUAUACCUACACUCUGGACGGCACUGCCCAGAGACAGACGCACCUUCGAGAGGGAAAAUUCUUUACCUGCAACUGCGAGCGCUGCCUGGACCCGACAGAAUUACAGACGCACUUCUCCAGCCUCAAGUGUGGCCAGUGCGCGGAAGGCUUCCUAGUGCCCAAGCAGCCCACAGAGAUCAACACCAGUUGGAACUGCUGUAAUUGCGACGCGAUUACCAGAAACGAGGAUGUGCAGGCAAUCAUCCAGUUGGUCCAGUCAGAAGUCAAUGGUGUACAAGCACUUGAAAUGGGUCCGCAUCGGCUGGAGGAGGCUGAACGACUCCUGCGAAAAUACAAAUCUAUGCUCCAUCCACUUCAUUUCAUUGCCACUGUGUUGAGGCAGCUGCUCAUCGAAAUGUACGGCCGGGUGCAGAGCUAUGAGAUGGUUCAGUUGACCGACGAUUUGCUGGAACGCAAAGCGGAGCUUUGUCGUCAGGUGCUCAGCGUGCUUAAUAAAUUUGAGCCAGGUCUGAGUCGCUCUCGGGCCAUGAAUCUGUAUGAGCUGCAUGUACCGCUUGUCCUGCUGGCGAAAAAUGGGUUUAUAGCCGGCAAACUGAAUGGCGGCGAGCUGAGAUCCAGUCUCGUAUACGCUAUAGACCUGCUCAAGGAGUGCGUGGAAAUUUUACAGUACGAGGACAAGUGCUCACAAGAGGGAGUCCUUUGCGAAGUGGCCAAACAGGCCUUGAGGCAGCUCACACUGAGUGUCGAGGGAUUGGGCAGUGAACUCGACUGAUGAUUGCUUAUUAGUAUCGGUAGAUUUAUUGGAAAAUGCUCACGAGGAAAAUCUCAAUUGGGUUUCGUGUUACAACUAAAACACUUGAGAGUUUCAGGCCUUGCAUCCAGUAAAGUGAUGAUGAUGAAAGAAAUCGAAAUGGAGGGAAAAUAAACUUGAAUAAAAACAAAAGUUGUUGCCUUACAUUUAUGUAAACUAAUCCUUAAAGUAGAUUACAUUUAAUACGAACUAUUACUGCACAUUUUGCCGCCCAAGCUAUACUCGUACACACAUAUGUAUAAUGUAUAAAUGGUUUUUUUGUUUGGUUUUUGGUA